AUGGAUCCGCCAGCGUAUGCUAGAGGACGAAUCAGCCAUAAAGUAUUACAGCAAAAGGCGCGACGAGAGUCGCUGGAAAAGCGAAAUGAAAUCCUUCGUCAACUUGCGGAAAGCAGCAGCCGGAAUGAAACAAUUCCAAAUCUUAACGAGAAAGUGACGAGCUGGCUGGUAAGGCAAAACGAAGUGGAUGCCUCGGGAGAAAAUGUACCUGAAUUAUAUGAAAGGGAGAAAGUUCCUUCGCUUCCAUCAAAGCGCGACGGUUCAAUAGGUAAUCCACUAGAACACGACGCUUCUGAGAUUGGAAAGCGGAGUCUCGAUUCACGUCAGGUCGAUUCAUUGCCGCUAGGACGAACAUCGCAUCGGAUCACUCGGUUUCCACCGUUAGUUAAUCCAACUUCGAUUCCCCGACAGAACGAUUCGGCAUCGGAAUGCAACAGCAGUUUCCGCUGGACGGCUGAGCAUAUAAAAUACUCAGAUCGAACCCCUCAACUUCCCCCUGUGAAAGGGCGUUGUAGGCAAAUCGGUGUUCUCACUCAGCAACAAAUCGCCGCGCGUCAAGUAUUGGGAAAAGAAUUGCCGAUUUUCAGCGGCAAUCCGGAGGACUGGCCCAUCUUCGUCAGUAGUUACGAGCAGUCGACGGCUAUGUGCGGAUAUUCGGAUGCAGAAAAUCUCAUCCGGUUACAGCGCUGUUUAAAGGGCAACGCAUUAGAGUCGGUGAAAAGCAGGCUUCUUCUGCCAUCAAGCGUGCAGCACGUCAUCGAGACACUGCGCACGUUAUUCGGUAGGCCUGAACUUCUGAUCCGGACUCUUCUAAACAAAAUUCAUCAAAUUCCAUCACCAAGGCCCGAUCGGCUGGACACGUUAAUGCAGUUUGGACUGGCAGUUCAAAACCUUGUAGAUCACUUGAAAGCAGCCGGUCAAACAAAUCACCUAUCGAAUCCAACACUAAUGCAGGAUUUGGCGGAAAAGCUUCCUGGAACCAUGCGGUUGAGUUGGGGUGAAUUCAAGGGAAGACAUCAGGUAGCAAAUUUGGAAACAUUCGGCAAAUUUAUGUCAGGACUCGUUAAUGCUGCCAGCGAGGUGACCUACGACCUUCCGAAUUUUGGAAACCAGGUUCGAAGCGAGAAGCGGAAAUCCAAAGAAACCAGCGUGAGCUAUACCCACUCAUCUGCGAUUGUGCCUUCUGAAAAUGCAGAUAGAACAGUAAGAAAUCAUCAUACAGGUAAAACAUGUUUCGCCUGUGGGCGUGAAGGUCAUCGUGUGGUCGAGUGUUCUCAAUUUAAAGCGGCCAGUGUGGAUGAACGUUGGAAGCUUGUUAAGCAAAAGAGUCUGUGUAGAACGUGUCUAAAUAGCCAUGGCAAGUGGCCUUGUCGAUCAUGGACCGGUUGCGAAAUUGAUGGGUGUCGUCAGAAACAUAAUACUCUCCUACAUUCUUCACUUCCUCCCGUUCGUAGUGUGAGUGUUUCUGCUAGUCAUGUCUCGUCUGGUGAGUUCAAUUGGCCACUGUUUAGAGUGGUACCUGUGAUUCUCUACGGGCGAAGCCGCUCUCGACUUGUUUUCGGAUUUAUAGAUGAAGGUUCAUCGUACACUCUACUAGAUCAAUCUAUCGCGCAGUUACUUGAUGUCUCCGGUUCAAAUGAACCGCUCACUCUACAGUGGACUGGUAACGUCAGUCGAGUUGAGUCCGAAUCUCAACGUGUACAACUAGAUAUCUCCGGUAAAACCGGAAACCAACGGUACCGUUUAAACAAUGUCCGGACUGUCCGUCGCUUGCUUCUCCCCUCUCAAACCCUCCGGUAUCAUGAUCUAGCGCGCCGUUUUCCUCAUUUACAAGGUCUACCAUUAGACGAUUAUGAGCUUGUCCAACCUCAGUUGCUAAUCGGUUUAGACAAUCUACGACUGUGUGUUCCGCUUAAACUUCGCGAAGGAGGCCCUAGAGAUCCUAUCGGUGCCAAAUGCCGUUUGGGUUGGAGCAUUUAUGGAUGUAUUCCCGGGCAGUCUAGUAGAACUGCAAUCGUUAACUUUCACCUCGGAACUGUUUCUGAUUCUGAUCGUGAAAUGAAUGAACAACUUCGAAACUAUUUCGCGCUGGAAAAUUUCGGUGUAACAGUGCCCAGUGCCAUCCUAGAAUCAUCAGACGAAAAACGAGCAAAGCAAAUCCUGAAAGAGACUACGCGACGUACACAAUCGGGAAUCGGCUUUGAAACGGGACUUCUGUGGAACACCGACAACCCGGAGUUUCCCGAUAGUUAUCUCAUGGCGGUCCGCCGCAUGGAAUCCCUGGAACGGAGACUUGAAAGAGAGCCAGUACUACGAGAGAAUGUGCGAAAGCAAAUUGCGGACUACGUGCAGAAGGGCUACGCACAUAAGGCGUCUAUAAUCGAGUUAACUUCUGUUGAUGUGUGUCGUACGUGGUACUUACCACUGGGUGUCGUGACUAAUCCGAACAAGCCCGGUAAGAUCCGAUUGAUCUGGGAUGCAGCGGCCAAGGUGGGCGGAAUAUCGUUUAAUUCGAAGCUCCUGAAAGGACCUGACCUACUGUCUCCUCUUCCACAAGUGUUGAGUCAAUUCCGUCAGUUCCCGGUAGCAGUGUGUGGAGACAUAAUGGAAAUGUUCCACCAGAUCAAGAUUCGCUUUCCUGAUUGUCAAUCACAACGUUUCCUGUUUCGAGAUCAUGCUACAGAUUGUCCUCAGAUCUACAUCAUGGAUGUUGCAACGUUUGGGGCCACAUGUUCGCCUGCCACGGCCCAGUUUGUGAAAAAUACGAACGCGCUUGAGUUCUCCCAGGAAUUCCCGCGAGCAGUAGCUGCUAUUCUGCACAACCACUACGUGGACGAUUACCUCGAUAGCUUCAGGACAGUAGAAGAAGCGAUAGAGGUGGUGAAUGAAGUCAAGCUUGUCCAUUCCCGAGGAGGUUUUACACUACGGCAUUUCUUAUCAAACGAUAUGGAUGUGUUGCGUGGUAUCGGCGAACUCACGUCAGAUGCGGUGAAGAAUUUGUUCCUGGAGAGAGACGAAACUUUGGAACCCGUUCUGGGAAUGAAAUGGUUGCCGAAGGAAGACGUUUUUGUAUACUCUAUUAACAUGCGGAGCGAUAUAAAACAAAUUCUCGACGAUGAACACAUUCCCACCAAGCGCGAAGUGCUUAGAGUGAUCAUGAGUUUAUUCGAUCCUCUCGGAUUUAUUGCGUUUUUCCUGGUUCAUGGAAAAAUAUUAAUGCAGGAUAUUUGGGCUAGAGGAAUCGAAUGGGACGAGCAAAUUACACCGGAUAUCUACGUUCGCUGGAGGCAAUGGACGAACCUGUUUCCGGAAGUCGGUGCUUUACGCAUUCCCCGAUGUUAUUUUCGUUCACCCUUUCCAAAAAACUUCGACAACCUAGAGAUUCACAUUUUUGUGGAUGCCAGCGAGAUGGCAUACUCGGGCGUGGCGUACUUUCGUGUAGAAGAAGCUAGACAAGUUCAAGUGGCAUUCGUCGGUGCCAAGACCAAAGUCGCACCUUUAAAAACUCUAUCCAUACCUAAGCUCGAGCUGAUGGCAGCUUCGCUUGGAACCCGAAUGUUGAACAUGAUCAAAUCCUACCACUCGUUUCCCAUCAUUCGUCAGUUUAUGUGGACUGAUUCAACGGUAACACUCGCUUGGAUCAAAUCAAAGGAUCAUCGCCGAUAUCAACAAUUUGUUGCUGUUCGCGUGGGUGAAAUAUUGAUGCCAACUGAGUCGAAGGAUUGGAGACACGUUUCUUCUAAGCUCAACUUAGCGGAUAUUGCUACAAAAUGGAAACAAGGACUACAACUCUCGAUGAACAAUCCGUGGUUUCGGGCUGAAGAAAUUCUGCAAAACCUUAAAGAUAUGUGGCCUGAAGAUAGUCCCAUCCCGGAAACACAAGAAGAAAUGCGUCCUAACUGCACAAACCUUGGACAUUUCGCUCCGAUCAUUGAUAUUUCUCGGUUCAGUUCGUGGACCAGACUCCAUCGUGCAAUAGCAUACGUUCUACGCUAUCUCGAUAAUCUACGACGUCGGAGCGAGGGACAACCUCUAAAACUUGGAUUGCUGGACCAGAAUGAGUUGCAAAGGGCUGAAUAUGCGCUUUGGCGGAUGGCGCAAAGCGAUGCCUUUCCGAACGAAAUUUCUACGUUGACUAAAUCCCAAGGUCCCCCAACAAACCGGCACCGCAUCGUCGCCAAGUCUAGUCCGAUUUUCAGAACGUGGCCGUUCUUAGACGAAAACAGUGUUUUACGUAUGCGUGGACGCAUAGGUGCUGCGCCAUUUGCGCCCUACGAGGCUAAGUUUCCCGCAAUUCUCCCUAACACACAUCUAAUCACAUUCCUCAUUGUAGACUGGUACCACCGCCGUUUUCGUCAUGCCAACCGUGAAGUCAUCGUAAAUGAAAUUCGGCAACGCUUCGAGAUUGGUAAACUCCGAUCGCUCGUUAUGAAAGUGGCCAAAAAAUGCACCUGGUGUCAUGUAAUGAAAGCAGUUCCCAGAUCACCAGCCAUGGCUCCGCUUCCAGAGAUGCGACUAUCAGCAUUCGUACGACCAUUUACAUACGUCGGCUUGGAUUAUUUUGGCCCUGUACUGGUCAAGGCCGGCAGAAACAACGUCAAGCGCUGGGUGGCACUCUUCACUUGCCUGACACUGAGAGCUGUCCAUAUGGAAGUUGUACAUUCUCUGAGCACCGUGUCCUGUAUUAUGGCAGUACGACGAUUCGUGUCACGCCGAGGACCACCACGUGAGAUAUGGACGGACAACGCGACUUGUUUUCACGGGGCGAGCAACGAACUUAUGUCGGAAAUUGAAGCCACUACACGCGCUCUUGCCCUUACUUUCACUAGCGCUCAAACAAGCUGGAAAUUUAUUCCACCGGCAUCCCCACACAUGGGUGGGGCGUGGGAGAGACUUGUACGCUCGGUGAAAGAAGCUGUCGGUACGAUCUGGGAGGCACCUCGUAAACCGGACGACGAAACGUUUGAAACCAUUCUUUACGAGGCGGAAGCCAUGAUAAACUCGAGACCACUAACAUACAUACCGUUAGAGUCGGCUGACCAAGAAGCGUUGACACCCAACCACUUUUUACUAGGCAGCUCCACCGGUGUCAAAAUGCUUCCUACUGAACCCGUAGAUUAUCGAGCGACCCUUCGCAACAGCUGGAAGUUGGCACAACAUAUCACGGACCAGUUCUGGGUGCGGUGGCUGAAGGAGUAUCUGCCGAUCAUCACGCGGAGAUGCAAAUGGUUCGAAGAAGUCAAAGACCUGGAAGUUGGCGAUCUGGUGUUGGUUGCUGGCGAAACGGCGAGGAACCAGUGGAUUCGGGGACGAAUAGCGGAAGUAAUCCUGGGACGGGAUGGUCGAGUUCGGCAGGCACUAGUAAGGACAUCGUCGGGAACCUUACGAAGACCAGCUACAAGAUUGGCUGUUUUGGAUGUCGUGAAGUGUCGUGAACCUGAUCCAGGUGUUCCAGCAGAUCCAGUUGUUCAUCAUGGUUCACGGGUGGGGGAAUGUUACGACUAG
Molecule: messenger RNA, 5505 nt
Organism: Malaya genurostris
Lineage: Eukaryota; Metazoa; Arthropoda; Insecta; Diptera; Culicidae
Exons: 1
Coding region: 1-5505 (1834 amino acids)
Biological process (GO): DNA integration
Molecular function (GO): zinc ion binding; nucleic acid binding
Source: RefSeq, a predicted model, not a curated record